Molecule: messenger RNA, 680 nt
Organism: Castor canadensis (American beaver)
Lineage: Eukaryota; Metazoa; Chordata; Mammalia; Rodentia; Castoridae
Gene: Selenow
Product: selenoprotein W
Cellular component (GO): cytosol
Source: RefSeq, a predicted model, not a curated record
GGCGCUCACACCUCGCGCGUCGGCGGAUCUCGGUGGGUUGUGGCGUCCGCUGUCCCGCGGAUGCUGCGAUCCCCAGCCAUGGCGCUCGCAAUUCGAGUUGUGUAUUGUGGCGCUUGAGGCUACAAGCCCAAGUAUCUUCAGCUCAAGAAGAAGCUAGAAGAUGAGUUCCCCGGGUGCCUGGACAUUUGUGGUGAGGGGACUCCCCAGGUCACUGGGUUCUUUGAAGUGAUGGUAGCCGGGAAGCUGAUUCACUCCAAGAAGAAAGGCGAUGGCUAUGUGGACACUGAGAGCAAGUUUCUGAAGUUGGUGGCUGCCAUCAAGGCCGCCCUGGCCCAGGGCUAGUGAGUCCUGAAGGCAGAGGUCCAGGGACCUUGGCCCCGCCCCCUCGGCAGACGCUUCAUGACAGGAAGGACUGAAAUGUCUCCAGGACUCCUGGUCUUUCCUUGAUGUUCUGCGGCCACCGGGUGGGGCAGAGAUCGACGUCCCUGGGCUUUGCCUGUGCAUGGGAGUGUGCGUAUCCCCGGAAUCCACCGUUGCUCGCUGCCCCCACCUUUCCCCGCCUCUCCCUGCAUUCCCUGUGUCACCCUCCCUGUUGGGCUUCCUUCUGUGAGGGGUCAGGCCAUUUGCUGCACCAGAGGCAAUGGUUCACAUUUGAAUAAAUGUUGGAUGCGUUUAACCUG